Molecule: messenger RNA, 3006 nt
Organism: Lobosporangium transversale
Lineage: Eukaryota; Fungi; Mortierellomycota; Mortierellomycetes; Mortierellales; Mortierellaceae
Product: WD40-repeat-containing domain protein
Exons: 6
Coding region: 1-3006 (1001 amino acids)
Biological process (GO): tRNA methylation
Cellular component (GO): cytoplasm
Molecular function (GO): protein binding
Source: RefSeq, a predicted model, not a curated record
AUGAAAUUGGUCGGACAUGAAGGGAUCCUAUUUGGUAUCCGAUGGAGCAAUGAUGGCAAGGCUGUCUGCACCGUGAGCGAUGAUCGAACUAUCCGUGUAUGGGACAUUUCACAUCCUACUAUCAUACAUUCAACCCAUUAUGGUCAUACAGCUCGUGUUUGGGAUUGUCAGAUUGUAGGUCAAUACAUGAUUUCAAUCUCAGAAGAUGCAUCAUGUCGAAUCUGGAGAAACCCAUUGUUGACAAACUUGAGUAGUGUAGAUGAUAUGUCGGAUUGUUUGGCUUGCUGGGAAGGACAUGAAGGCAAGAAUGCGUGGAGUGUUACAGUCUCUGACGAUGGCGUUGUUGCCACUGGUGGAGGAGAUGGAGGUAUUCAUCUCUGGAGGCUAGAUAGUAUCGUUGCUGGCUCAGCAGAUGCUGAGCAGAAUACUAGAGACAUUGAUCUUCCAGAGGUCACAACUUAUUUACCUGAAGCUACACCGAAUGAGAAGGAGUUCGUACGCGAUUAUGCCAUCAUUUCGCCCGUCGAGUCCAUCUACGCCACCAAUACAGGAUACAUUCUGGUUCGUAACGACGAGUCCGGUGCUUGGAAUACGAUUUACAAUUCAUCUCUUCUCAAAAAUUAUGUUAGUUUGGAGUCAUCACAUUGCGGACGGAUUGCCGUGGCAGGAUGCCUAUCAGGAAAGAUGAUAAUUAUCAGUCUCCGAAAUGAAUUUGAAGCGCUGAUAGCAGACACCUUAAAUGGCAUCAAGAUUCAAUUUAUCUUUGUGCUUUCCGGAACAAGUCUCAAUGACUUCAGGAUUGUUGUCUUUAGGGCCAAUUGUACCGUGGGCGUUUUCCGCGUAGAGAUAUUGAAAGAUGGUUCAACAGCCAUAUGCUCGUAUAUAUGCGAUCUUAAGUUGCCAAAAACAAACAAAGCGAUCCAUGCAGCGUAUUAUUCUCCAGUAUAUAACCUUGUGUUACUGGGGUCAAGGGAUGGCGCUGUCAUAGUCUAUAGUUUAGAUGGCGCUGAAAAUGAGCCUGUAGAAUCAAAGUUAUUGGAUAAUAUUGUAUUAUUGGAAAGAUGCCAUGGAAAUGAUUCAGUGUCAAGUAUUCUGAUGAUUACAGAGCCGGGCGAGGGAUGCGAAGGCAGAGAUCGUAUUAAUGUAUAUACGACAGGUCGUGAUGGCAGUUGGGUCAAGUAUCGAUUCUUGGGAUUGCCGGGUGGUGAAGUCAUUGGGGCUAAAUCUGCUAAUGAGCGUGGGAAGAUGAUUGAUGACGAUGGUGGAUCAGACAGUGAACUCGAGGACAAUGGUAUGAUCAACACUGGUAACGGCCCUAAUCUUCAGGCUACUACCGGAAGAUCUUCAACCCCUGAUGGUAAUCAGAAUAGUGAUACUUCAAGAAUUGUCCUGCAGAAAAUCUUUAGAUCAAAAAUUACCAAAGGCUGGCUGGAGAAUAUUUUUAUAAUGGAUGGAGAAUUGCUUCUACUUGGCUUCUUUAAUAAGAAACUGUUUGUCUACAACGAAUCCAAGCAUUUCGAGAUUUUUUCAAUGCACAGUGGAGCAGCAAAUCGCAGGCGAUGGAGAUUCCUAACUAAUAACGCACGGUUAGAGCACACACGUCUCAUGUUCUACAGUGGAUACAAAAUUCGUAGCUUUACAAGGAAGCUCACAGCUGGAUCAGAGCUCUUCCAGAGUGCGAAGCCCCAGAACAACUUUCAUGGACGUGAGGUACGCCAUUUGCGGUUCCUGACUAAUGCUCCCCCAUUAACUGAAGGUGCUCCCGCACCCAUUAUUAUUGCUUCUGGAGGAGAGGACUGCCGACUGCGGAUGUUUCAAUAUAUCCCAUAUAAAACUACAACGUCGUGUACUGCAUUGAGACCUCUCUGUAACCUCAAGCCUCAUUUGGGAGCUGCAAUUCGAUGCCUCGAAUGGAGCCAUACAGAGCAGUCUCACUCCUACUUAUUGUUUACAGGAGGUGCAAUUGAAUCCAUGCGUGCUUGGCAAGUUACUAUGAGCAUUCCCAACAGCUAUCAGGUAGAGACAACCGAAGAUUACACCGGUAAAAAAGUUCCAGAGCAUACACCAUUGUCUCUAGGAUGUUUUGAGUUAGCGCAGUGUCCACAUGUUAGUGAGAGCCUAGAAACCAGAAUUAUGGACCUUUCGGUUUUCCGUUUGAAUCCCCAUCCACGGAUGCACUUUAUUGUAUCUGUGUAUUCCGAUGCUGCUAUUCGUGUCUGGUUGUUUGAUGAAGUAACCAAUAGUUUCGUGCUGGCAAUCGAUGCUAGCUAUCAUGGCAAAUGUAUCCUACAGGUAUCUCAUAUCAUCGUCGGAGAAGGUGUUAUGAUUUUAACAGCCGCGACCGAUGGUAAGAUAGCGGCUUGGGAUAUAACUAAAGCUCUUUACGCUUUCUUGGAGAAAUACGAUGCAGAUGAAAACAAAGUUGUGCGACCUCACAGUCCUUCAUAUGGCAAAUGCAAAGUAAAGCUAUACAAGGACUAUAUGCAAAAAGUAGAGCGUCCGAUUGUAGAAGUUACAGUACACAUGUCUGGCGUCAACAGCCUUUUCGCUCAGAACUUGAGUCUUCACUCUGGAAAGCAGGGACAAGAACAGGAGGAGAUUUUGGUUGUUUCAGGAGGAGAUGAUAAUGCACUAGCUGUGACAUCCUUCAGGAUGAUGUGGAAUCCAGCUAUGCAAACUAUCGAAGUACAUUCAGUAGAUAGGGUUGCUCGCAACGAUUAUGCGCAUGGCUCGGCUAUCCAAGCUGUAUCCUUGAUCAAUGCGUCAGAAAUUGUCACGACGAGUCAGGAUCAAAUGAUUACCCUGUGGCGCCUGGAUCGACCAAAAAUUGGGACUGUAAUUGGCAAUGGAUCUGCCGCAGCGACGUUAGUGAAGCAAGAGACACAGUUUGUGCAUGUUCCUGAUCCAUCAACUAUGGAUGUUCUUCUGCCGGGGGUCAAUAGAGACAAGCACACCGUUGCUAUUUCUGGAAUCGGUGUCCAGAUAUUUGAAAUUGGUGCUAAAUAA